This is a messenger RNA of Bursaphelenchus xylophilus (pine wood nematode), 1030 nucleotides long. NCBI's taxonomy places the organism in Eukaryota, Metazoa, Nematoda, Chromadorea, Rhabditida, Aphelenchoididae. The record is from the annotation of a GenBank genome assembly.
AUGAAGUUCUUGUUGUUGGUUCUUCUCGUUCCUUUAUCGUAUGCCGUUCAAUGUGGGCCAGGUGAAGUCUACACGGCUUGUCGCAAAGAUUGUCCCCAUACUUGUGCAGAUGUAAUUCAGGGAUCAGGCCCUAAAUUGUGUGUUCAUACAUGCAAAGAAGGGUGUAUUUGUAAGAAAGGAUAUGCCCUAAAUCGUGGAAGAUGCAUCCCGGAAGAGCAGUGCAAAGGUGGGGAAUGCAGGAAAUUCUAAUAACAUGGUUAGAAUUGAUGACAAUUUCUGUUGCUCAUAGUAAUCGAGAUACCUUUUACAGUAGGCUCAGUGGAUUGGGACUCGAGUAAAGAUGCUCCAGCUGUCCCGGACUGUCCCAAAAACAUGGAAUACUCUCAAUGCGGAAGUGUUUGCCCUGAUCCAAACUGCUCCACCUACAGAGUAAGCAGUCGCACAAGGAUCCCAACACGUUGUCUUUGUAAUUUUAAUCGCUGAUUUCAGCACAACCUUUGUUUCUCCAAUCGCUGUGGCCCUCCUUCUUGCCGCUGCAAAUCCGGUUACGUACGGAAGAACGACAACUUUAAUGACGGAUGUAUUAACGUCAAUACUUGCCCGAAGAAUCCCUUGGACACUGUCUUCCAACAAUGUGGGUAUUCUUCGUAUGAUGACUUAUGGUCUCGUAAUCUGUUGAAAGAAUUAUUUGCCCUUUAGUUGCCGAAGAAGACGCCGCUGCCAGUCGCCGAAAGCGAUCGAAAGAAUCGGUGGAAAGAGAGUUGAAAUACGCGACAGAGAAUGGCCCUCAAGAUCCUAGAUGUCCAAAGAAUUCUUAUUGGCGAGAGUGCAGCAACAUCUGCAAGCAAACUUGUGGAAAUUAUGAUAAGGUAUCAAUAAAUGAGUGGUCCAAAGUAAUAUUUUUUAGAAUUUCUGUCACUCCCUCCGUUGUGGUCCUCCCAAAUGCGAAUGCAAGAUCAACCAUUACCUCGGAGGCCCUCAGGGCAAGGAUUGUGUUCAUGUUAACGAAUGCAAGAAACAAAAGGCAUAA